Messenger RNA from Brassica napus (rape), 7320 nucleotides. RefSeq names its product protein LURP-one-related 11. The record is from RefSeq and is a predicted model, not a curated record. NCBI's taxonomy places the organism in Eukaryota, Viridiplantae, Streptophyta, Magnoliopsida, Brassicales, Brassicaceae. The coding region runs from base 3609 to 4367 and encodes 252 amino acids. The transcript has 2 exons.
UAAUACUAAAAUAAAAAUUUUAUAUUUAAAACAUUUGUAAUAAUAUCUAAUGCAUUUAUAAAAUGAAAAAAAUAUCUGCAUGAACGUGGGGGUUAAAAUCUAGUUUGGCUAUAAGUUAGAAGUCUAAAGCUCUUGCAGUUUUUUAGAAGGGUGAGCACUCUCUGAUCAUAUACUAUAGUGUUACUUAAAAUAUGGUUGUGAAUAUCAGUUAUAAUUGUAUCUGCAUAAAUUUAUAAUUCAUCACCCAACUUUUGUUUUGGUUAUAUUAUGCAAAAUAGCACAUAUUCUAACAUAUAUCCUAUAUACAUAAUUACCACCACACACUAACUACUCUUUCAUAUGAUCUCGUGAUUCCAUUGCUAAAUAUACUCAUAGAAAAGUUAAUAUGUCAUUAUAAUAUAUAUCUACUCUCUUUUUUGAAACACUAUCAUAUAUCUACUUAAAAACCAAUCUCUGUUAUAUUAUUAUUAUUACUGUUAUUUGUGAUUCAAAUGUCACUAUCAAAAAAUCAUACAAAGUAUCUUAUAUUUUGAACAUUCUUACUUAUGUAUAUUUUUUCUUCCAUACAAUUUAUUUAUAUAUGUUUUUAUUAAACUAUAAUCACAACAUUGAGAUAAGUAAGACUCCAAAACAGUUUAGCGUUCAUAUCUUCUACCACAAUUAUGUUGUUCUAUAUAGAUUUCAGAUUUCUUAGCUAAAUUUAGUAUAUUCUCAUUGAGUUGAAAUAUACGUUGGUAUAACUAUAUCUUCACUAAAAUUUACGAAAAUCUUGCUAAACUAAACCUAAUCAAUCUAUAAGGAGACUUAUACCAAUUGAUUGCACUGAAAAUAACUUGGUGCCUUCAAUAAAAUCCAUUAAAAUUAAAUACCACCGAUACUACAUCUUAUUCUGCUUCCGAUAACUAAAAAUGGCUGAGUUUUUCGCUAUCUACAUACGCGAGAUGUGGAGCCCUUCAAUAUAAGAAAGGACUAAGCAUUUUCCUAGUCACAAGAGUAUAUAGGUAUGAAGUAUCACAAAUGUCAAGGAUGACAUUACAAUAACACGAAACUAAUGAGAAAAAUUAUCAUCCUGGGGGAAAAACAUUUGUGCUGUGUUUUUUUCACGAAUAGCAAAGAUCUUUCCACAUAUGAAAUCAAAAUCGAGAAAACAUAUCAUAUUCUUGGAAGAAAUGCACAUCACAAUCCCAAGAUAACACGAUCAAAAAUAUCAAAAGUUUUGUUUUAUCAAAAACGAGCUAUUGACUGAUAUUCAUGUUUGUUUUCAGUGAUAUCGCUAGAUCAAUAAUCCUGAGAGGUAUUCAAGUGUCAGAUCAAUACAUAAAUUGGCUGGAAGCUUGUAGCUUCAUUCAUAUAUCUUCACAGUGGAAAUAGAGAAUCUGCAUAAUAGUUAAAAUCUUGCAAAGAAAUCGUGUCUUCAAUUAUAUGGUUUCUUCUUUCUCAAAUUUUAGUCCUUGUACUGUGUCAAUCAUCAAUAGAAACUUUAACAGAGGUCACAUUUUCCUUUUGAAACCAUAUCACCAACAUAAAGUUUUUCUGCUUCAACAUUCUUCUAAAACUAAAUGGAUAAUAAUGCAACAUUAGCCUAAAACGAAAUGAGAUUGAUCAGAUCAUUAAGAUUUUGGAAUUUAUUGAUACGAUAUUGUUUUUUCUUGUGUCAUGAGUUUGGGCCGUCUGGAUGUGUUUACAGGUCAAUGGACUCAGGGCGUACACGCCCAACUUUUUUGUAUGUAUCUGUUUGUCAGCCUCAAGCAUGCUAAUCUUUUGUGUCUCAUUCCAAUCUCUUAAAAUGACCCCCCGAAAAGUGCUCUUAUAACAAUAAUAUGAAUUAGGAUUACUCACACAUAGUUUAAUUAAGAUGAUCAUUAAGUGGCCUUUUGCAAACCAAUAGACAAGUAAGUAUAUGCUUGAAAAAUAAGAUUAGGCUACCUAAUACGUCCAUUAAAGUACUUAAUACACUAGAUCAUAAAUUGGUUAAAUUAACCUAACAAAAUUCUAAACAAUCCCUCUACUUUUUGUCAGUAAUCGAUAUAUGGACCUGGUGCUUAUCCCAACACAAAAGUGCCUCCUAAAGGUUAAAUAUAUUGGAUCGUUUGUGUCAUCUAAAUUGGAUUUGUGACGGAUGAUGUACGCUUAGGGACAAAAGGUUAUUUAAUUCAUAGUUCAAAAGACUUACGUCAGAAAGUGUCGUAAAAGUUGUUUAUUAAACCAUGAAACUCUUCGACUAACGCAAUCUACAUGAAAAAGGAAGACGAGGUUAAAGUGUCAAUAUCAGUGUUUUUUUUUCUUAAAAAAAUUAUGAAUGCUACUAUACCAUAAAAAUCUCUAACUAAUUAAUAACUUAUUUCAUGGUAUAACAAAAGCGUUUAUAUUUCUAUUUUCAAAAUGUUUUUCUUUCUUUUUUUCAGUUAUCUUGCCAAAAUAAUAUACUUCAACUUGCAUUUUAAUUAGUAUAAUUUCGGGAAUUCGUCAGCCACGAGAAAAGUUCAACAUGCCAAAGUUAUAUUACUCAAUUAAAGUGUAUAAAUUAAUACGACAAAACGAAAAAACCUAAUUUUGUAGUUUUACACGAUUAAAGAAAGAAACUAAACAUAUAUAUAAUUAAGAGAGAAACAAAAGGGUAAUGAUGUCUGACGCUUAUCCGCCUAAGACCUAAAACAUGUGACACAAUGAACUCUUCGUCGACUUCAACUCCAUUUACUCAUCUACGACAAAUUUUAAAUUUACUUAAUUGAUAAUCUAAGCAUAUGAAAGAAAAGCUUUCGUUGUUGCUUAGAAGAAGAAUUUAUGCACUUCCAACAAGAAAAAGAAUUUAUAGCUCUAAUAUAUAUACACACAUAUAUGUAUGCUAACUUGCUAAGAAAUCAAUGCACCUAAAAAUGAUUAAGUUGGUGUACUAUAUCAGGCAUUGACUAAUUUUUAUAUGCGGUCGCUGGUAUUGUGUGAAUAUAUUUGUACACCAAAAAGUGACUAUAUUUAAUUUAAUAUCUAGAAGUAGAACGAAAUCUGAUUUGAUAUGUUAUUAUUGCCAUUUUAUGAUUUUAUUGAUAGUUGUUUUAUUAUCUAAGAGGAUUUCACAUUUUUCUACACACAUAUAUACAUUCCUGUUGACUAAUUACUAUUAAUUAAUACAAUUCAAAAUCGAUAGAGCAACUUCUCAAGCUACCUAGAACCCCAUCUAUAUCAGUCUAGUUAAAUUAUGAAUGUCUUAUUUUUAUUAUAUUCCAAAGAUUGUUGCCAGGAUUUCACAUUAAACAUGUGGAGGAAGACCUCGUCAUCGAUAUACACAUUUUUUUACAAAAAAAAAAAAGAUAUACACAUAUAUAUAUAGCAGUUCACACAUCAAUGUACACAAGAUAAAACAAUAUAAAUAUAACUCGAGAUAACACGUAUAAUUAAAAAAAAAUUAAGAUUCAAACAUAUAAUGGGACCAACUUUCUUCUAAAACACGUGGAAACUUAAUGUGAUAAGAACUAAAUUACUUUGAACAUUGAAUAAUUACAUAAACUAGUAGACAAUCAUUAAGUUGACUUACACUAAUCACAAACGAAUAAGGUAAAUAACUUCCGCGCAAAUCGUCCUAGUAUAUAUACAACCCCAAGUUUCAGCCCAUGUCGACCAAAUCAAAUCAGACAAAAAAAAAAAAAAUUGUCUCGAUAUAUAUCGAUAUAUAUUAUAUGCAAAUAUUCCGACGACCUUGCGAGACAAAAGCUUGGCAGAACCGAAUCCGUCCAGCGGAAACUAUGGUGAAGAUUCAUCCCGACCGGAAAACCCUCGCCACCGGAGAAGAAACAAGCUCGCCGUACUUGACGACGGAGAAAGAGAGUUUCACGAUUUGGAUGAAGUCGUUGGUGUUCAAUACAAACGGCUGCACCGUCUUCGAUUCAAAGGGAAAUAUAAUUUAUCGUGUCGAUAAUUAUAAUUCUAAGAGCUGCCGUGAAGUUUACCUAAUGGAUUUACACGGUCGUGUCUUGUUGACCUUACGUAGACAGAAGUUUGGAUUAUUCAAAACCUGGGAAGGAUACAGAUCACCGACGGGCACAGCUGAAUCAGCAACAAACUUAGACUAUUUUCGAGUGAAAAAUAAUAUGUUUAAGAUUCAUAGUAAAGAUUCAUCUUCUUCGUAUAGAGUCACAACGGGGUCGUGUAGAAACAAUGAAGAAUAUUGUUAUAAGAUGGUAACUCGGGGAUCAAGUUUAGGGAUCGAGGAGAGUUGUGGAAGACUUGUGGCAGAAGUGAAGAGAAAACAAUCGAGGAAUGGUUUGGAGUUAGGAGAUGAUGUUUUGACGAUGAUGGUUGAGUCACAAGUUGAUCACUGUUUCAUCAUCGGACUUAUUUUAACUCAUAGCCUUAUCAACUGUAAACUGUAAUAAAAAGUGAAAACCAUCACUAACUGAUGGUGUUUUUGGGUUUAAAUUAUUAUUAGUUUUUAACUUUCACAAACUUUUGUCGUUGUUGCUAAUGAAAAUACAACUGAUGUAUGAUACUUGUAAGAUAUAAAAGUUUCAAUAAAGUGAGCGUAAGCUCUCUUUUACUCAUUUAAAUGUUUUUUUGUCACUAUUCAUUUAAAUGCUUAAAAGACUAGAAAGAUGGAGCCAAUUUUAAAUGUUAAAUGUUAAAUGUUAAGGGUAAUUGGCGAAGAAAGUUUAACGUGGCUGCUGAGAAAUUUCCAUAGAUAAUAUAAAGCGAAUUAAAGUAUGUGAUUAAUUAAGUAGCAGAACUACCAGCAAAAUCCCAAUUAUUAAAUUUUCUUUUGCAGGGCUCCCAUAUUAUAAAAACUUUGUGGGUGGGAUUUGAUUCGAUUCCCAGGAGAAGAUCUGUAUCGUUCAUUUCGUUAAAACACUAAAACGACGAUGCACCAUACCGAAACACAUCUUGAAGCUCCAAUCCACUAUUUUAUAUGUGCAAUACAUUUGUCGUCUAGAAGACUAUAACAUGUAAUUAAUGGAAAUGUGUAACAUGUUAUGUUUUUCCAUAAACAAGAAAAGGUAAAAAUUUAAUAUGUUUUUUUGUCAUUUCAAAAAUAAAGACGAAGAUGGGGUGAUUGGUUAGGCUGUAGGAAGUGACUUUAGCUUUAAUUUCAUCUGCAAUCCUAAAUACUACCAAUGAUGCUUUAUUUUAGUUUUUAAAGUUACAACCAAAAAACUAAAGCUAUAGCAAAAAUAUACAAAAAAUUGUUGUAAAAAUUUUAUUUUCUAAAACUCCAUCUUUUAGCUGUAGGAAAUUUUAAAGUUACAUCCCUUAAAGUUAAAUCAGAAAAUUCUACAAACUAAAUUCUAAGAUAAAUUUUUUACAGUUACAGCCUAACCAAUCACCCCCGGUGUUACAAUAAGUUAUUGACAAACUGUAAAAUCUAAAAUAAUUAGUUCCAUGGUAAAAAAAAGAUAAAAAAACAUGAGAGCAGAAAACAAUCUGUUAAACUUAUUGUAAGCAUCUGUAGAGAGUGAUGUAUGAUAGGAUUUCAACUUGUAAGCAUCUGUAGAGAGUGAUUGUGAUAAACGAGCAAAUCUCUAGCUAAGAGUAACACAGAAAAGCAGCAUGGAAAAGAGGUGCUAGACCGCAAAGAAGGCAAAACGAAGUUGUUUCAUCCGACAAAAUUUUGAUAUCAUUAUACAACUUAUAUCCAAAAAUGUUCAUAUAUUCUGUGUUCGUAAAUAAGAAAUGCAUUUUUUAAAAAGAAGGGACAAGCAGAAUGAUGUUUUUUCAUAAACGUGAAUGCACACCCAAAUCAAACUCAAGUCAAAGAGGGAAAAGCAGAGGGAUGUUUUCUUGUAGCGCUAUAACAGGAGCAAUAGCUAACGGUGUCUCGUUAAAAAAAUUCAUCAAAUUAUACUCUGGGAGGAGACUAGGAGAGUAUGUGUUAGAGAAUUUGACAUAUAUAGAGAUGAGAGAAUUGGACACAAUGAGAUCACGAUCAGCGCCUAAGUUGAGACAAAGGCAAUGAAACUAUUAACUAUCAGCUAAGUACGAAAGCCGCAUGUUAAAAGGAGAAAGCUUUUAUGACAUAAAUAAUCGCUGUGAAGCCAUUAGUGCCUAUAAAGUAUGAAUCUUUUGUGUGUAUAGUCUCAGUGAUUCAUCUUGGAGUUGUUCCGACACCAAUUACUUCAGCUUAUUGCCGAGCUCCUAGUUUAAGCGGGCAGAGAAAGAUCUUGCUAUUAUAUGACGGUUAAUCUCAUACGAUACAAAAUAUCAUUAUUGCUAAUUAAUUAAUUAUCGAAUGUAAUAACGGCUUUGAUAUAUAUCUAGUAUGCAAGGCGCUUGACUUUGAGUGUGUAUGUUUUUGAGUAAAUAUUUUUCAUUUGUGAUGUGGGCAUCUAAAUGAGGCUUGUGAAGCUUAAAGCUCCAAGCCCAUCCACUUUCACUUCAUGAUAUUUGUUUUUACUUAUAAGCGAGUUGAUGGACAAUAUAUUAUCACUUCAUUAUUCGUUUGACCACUCAGGUUGCUGAGUUCGCAAUUUGUCUGUAGCAUACAAAUGAAUAAAUAAUCAAUGCAAUUCUUUUUCCUUUUCGUUUGUAUUUUAACUCUACUAUACGUGUGUGUAGUUCACGUGUGUUGGUGUGUGUAGUUCACCGCUAGUAGUGGCAGACACCAAGAUUUUGUGUCAAACAAAGACCUAGAUUUGAGAUUGAAAUAUUCGACUGGGGGCUUUCUGGAUUCUUUUACAGCCAUCUGAAAUAAAUGCCGAUCACCGCAUACCAGCCAAAAAGAUCAAAACAGUUUCAUUACUUUCUUCUAGAAAAUAUAGAACAAAAAUGUGCAUUUUAAUAUAUUUUUUAUUCAAAACAAUUAUUUGAGUGCGUAUAGUUCAUUUAAUAAUGCAACAAAAAUGAUGGCAGGAACGGGUGCUUUCAGAAGUUACAUCAUCUUCUGUUUCUUGAGAUCAGCUAUUACAUGAGCUUUGUCUCGAUCGAGCCAAAAGAAAAUGGUCCUACCUCCUUUUGCAUUCCUAACUUUAUAUCAUAUCUUGGCUUAACUUUAUUUUUGUACAUAUUGAUUACGUGUAUUAAUUCCCUAAUAUUAUUUCGAGGAAACAUAAUCGAUCAAAAGAAGUAAGUUGCUGUUAAGAAAUGAUAAGAGGCACUAGGUAAUAUCAAUUAGGAUACUUAAUACGAAAUUAACAAACAAUAGACAACAGAUUAUAAUUUUUACAGUAAGUUUAACUACGAAGAUGUGCGUAAGUGUGUGGUACAAGGAGGGACCCGGACAACGCAGACCUUGUCAAUUUGUUCAUCAACUUGUCUUUCUUUUAUAUCUUCCCAAGUCUCAAUAAGCUUCCUGUCACACAAACGCACAUAUAUAUGAUGAAUUGAUGAUCUCUAAAA